This is a messenger RNA of Acanthaster planci (crown-of-thorns starfish), 4288 nucleotides long. RefSeq names its product sterol-C5-desaturase (gene sc5d). Gene Ontology annotation, biological process: lipid biosynthetic process. The record is from RefSeq and is a predicted model, not a curated record. Gene Ontology annotation, molecular function: oxidoreductase activity; iron ion binding. Lineage: Eukaryota; Metazoa; Echinodermata; Asteroidea; Valvatida; Acanthasteridae.
UUUCUCAGGGGGUAACCUGGCAGCCUCGUUUUAUUACACAACUGUCUGGGGAUAUGAUGAUGUACUCCCAUAUGGGAAAGCGAUAUUAUUGCCAGUCUUGAGAGAAGACUAGUUUUUAUGCCUUGGUGAAGCUCCCCUGCUGAAAUGUCGGACUUCGCUCACGGCCAGACGUAUAAUAAAAUCUGGACCCGCAGCGCUCCUGAUUAGUUGAAGCCACUGGAGGUUGUGUGGCGGCCAUUUUACCUUGCCGACUUCUGUUGAGAACAUUCAAUAAUUCCAUUGCACCACAUUCGAUUACUGCCCGAGGGUUAUGGUAGGGAUAAGGAGAAACAAACUCUUGCAGAUGAAUUUCGUGUUUGUUAGUGAUCACCGAGGAAAGCUUGAAUUUAAGCCAAUUUUUUUGUGAAGGCCUAGCAUUAGCGUUCAGCGAGUGCUCGUUUGUUUUUUAUCGUUUUUUUUUCGCGUAUUCUCAGCGGGUUUCUCUGAAACAAUUUGAAAAAUUAAAUCCAACAGAAAAAAGCAAAAGCUGAAUUUUUUGUUUCCGAAAUUUUUCAUCGUUAGAAUUUUCUAGAAUAGGUAUUUUGUUUCACAAAAACUGAAGUACGAGGAGGACGUAAUGCUCUGUGGUGCCGCAGUUUGCAGCACAUUGAAUUUGGCAGGCUAAUUCCGAUCCUCGGUCAUGACAAGAAAAUGAAUGUCCCAGUGCAUGAACUUUAAAAAUUAUGGAGAAUAUUCCUUUUUAUCUGCCAUACUAACACUGAUAAAAUAUUUCUCAGUGUGGGCCUACAUUCUGUAAAAAAAAGAAGUAAAAUAAAAUUCAGUAAGCAAAUCAUGAAUGACUAAUACAAAGCCGGCCACAAAAUCAUUUUUCAAUUAAAAAAAUAAUUGUUUACAAAGCAUGAGGUCAGUAUAGAACCUUUCUUUGAUACAACGCCUUCAGGUCUGGUACCCCCCUUACCUGUCCAAUUUCUAUACACACUGUAGACUUGUUACCUCACCGUCCCAUAUCUUGCUUCAAAUGUCUGGUCGUGCUAAAAUAAUCGUCAUUGAAGCCUGUACAUGUACAUAACUACACGUGUUCAGUUCGGCAGAGAACUGUGAAGAAUAUUUGGCCAUAAAUUCACGCGUUCCUCGGUUAUCACUAAUGGACACGAACAUCUCUGCAAAAGUUGUUCCUACUAAUCAUUAAUAUAACCCUCGGGCAGUAAUCGAAUAUGCUGCACUGAAAUUAUUGAAUAUUUUCGACAUAAACAUCAAAGACCGUGGCAGUGUUCCAUAGGUCAGCGCUGGUUUGUCCUCAAUCUUUUGGCACAAUGAAAUGGCCGCCCCUCUACUUCCGGUAGCUUCAAUGACGUCCGUAUCACAAAUGCUGCAUUGUGGGUCGAAAUUUAUUUUAUACGUCCGUGGCUUCGCUUUGAAAAAAAUCCUCCAGAGCCACGAACAUAGCCUACUCCAAUCGAGUUUCCACAGUGUAUUGUGUAAAAAAGAAGUCGCAUCCCGGGAUACACAUGAGGGCAUUGAAAGCAAAUGAACUGGGACUUGUACAUUGGCUACGUGCAUUUACAAUUCCAUAAUGGAAGAGGAGCACAUGCACCCCCAGUUAGGCCACAAGGAAAAGCUUUGAGGUGUAGUCUCUAUUUCAGUAACCACCAUGGAUAUCGUUCUGAACGUCGCGGAUGACUAUAUCUUUGACAAGUAUAACGUGUACCCUGUGAGCUGGUCCAACGACUACUGGCUCCGGCAGGUCGCCAGCUUAUACGUGUUGACCUGUAUCUCUGCAGUUGGCCUUUACCUUGUCUCUGCCAGCUUCAAUUACUAUGUCCUGUUUGAUCAUCGACUGGAGAAGCAUCCAUUAUUUUUGAAGAACCAAAAACGGCGGGAAAUUAUGACCUCCAUACUGAUCCUUCCCGUGAUUGCUGUCCUAACUGUGGCCAUGUUCUUCAUGGAAGUACGAGGCUACAGCAAACUCUUCGACGGCUUACCGAGUGGGGAGCUGGGUUGGCUGUUGAUCGCCCGAGACAUUGCUGGUUUCGUCUUUUUCACUGACUGUGCCAUCUACUGGAUCCAUCGCUGGAUGCAUCACCGUCUGGUCUACAAACACAUCCAUAAGAUGCAUCAUAUCUGGAAAGUUCCAACUCCUUUCGCAAGCCACGCCUUCCACCCCAUCGAUGGAUUUUUGCAGAGCCUACCCUACCAUCUCUACCCCUUCAUCUUCCCGCUCAACAAAUACGCCUAUUUGGUCCUCUUCGUGUUGGUAAACAUCUGGACCAUCUGCAUCCACGAUGGUGACUACCGGGUACCAACGCUGCUCAGACCGUUCAUCAAUGGCUCUGCGCAUCACACCGAUCAUCAUCUGUACUACAACUACAACUAUGGUCAGUAUUUCACCCUGUGGGAUCGCAUAGGGGGCUCCUUCAAGACACCAUCAGCAUUUGAAGGGAAAACCUUAGUGGAUGAGAUCUUGGAGAAACAGAGGAAUACGAAAAAUCAUGUGGAGUAAUUGGACUGAUUAAAAUGUGUGGCGCUAUUAGCAUUGAACUUUGAAAUGAAGAGAACAUGUGAACGGCCAUACAUUAAACUUUUUGUGACGGUAAUGUCGCAGUUGGACUUUGAAAUGAGACAAAUGUGAAUUUGAUCAUUUCUGAUGGUUCAUUACUAGCAUUUUACUCGCAUUUCGAAGUUUGAGUGUGAACUAUGUAUUACUUCAAAACGUCUUCCAUUACGUACGACCAUUGUCAUACGAUGGUUGGCUUUGGUAAGCUUUCAAGGGCGGAACCAAAAUUGAAAGUAAGAUGGGGAUCUGAUCCGUUUGUUGAAAGGUGACGAUUUUUGCUGAAAAAUUAAAAGCACGGUUGGCUUAAAGUUGUUUGAUUUCGCCCUUGGUAGCUAGGCGUUUUAUAUUUAUUCAUAAUUUUCUCUGCAAUAUAAAGUUGUACAUAUGAAAAAGACAAGGUAUUUUGAAUUGGCUGCUUUUGUUUUACUCUAAAUUUUACACUGAUUGCUCUUCUGCUCAAAGGCUUUGAAGUAGAUCAUAAAAUGGGUUGGAUUAGCUGAUAAAGAAAAUCUUUGUUUUUGCGACAUUUGCAUGCACUGUGAUCAAAAAUAAUGGUCAUCUAGAGGCUUAUGUAAAUAUCAAACGCAACAAAGUCUAUCGUGCAUAAAAGUGUAUAAAAUACAUGUACAAUGAUAAAGUAGAACAGCUGAUGCACAUUCUGUGAAAAACAAUUGGGAGGUCAUGUUGGCGUAGAUGCAAGGUCCAGUUUGAACAUUUGGUUCUCUUGAACGUUAUGAACAAUUUGGUGCGAAUUUAGAUGUUUCCUCGUUUAUAUGACACGUAAACAAAUAAAAGUCAUGAAAUACAUUGGGCAGGUGAUUGCAUAAGAAUUUUCUUAAUCUGUUAUAACUGGAAUUCAAUACAAAAGCUUUUCCUCAGCAUGGCUCAAUCUCUGUUUUGGAAUACAUUAUAAACAAGAUUUUGAACUGUGUGAACGUUUAUUUUAAUGGAGAGAAAUGGAGUGUCGAGAGUUUGUUUAUUCGAUUUUGUAGACGAGUUUCACAGACAGGCCCUUCAGUGCCCAUCGACAAAGGUCAGAGCUUCGGUCAGGUCUUUACAUCCUCGUCAUCUAAUUUAAACUUUCCCCCUCCUCCCUUGAAUUUCAGCAUUCCAUCACGAGACUGUAUGUACAGCACGCACAACACAAUGGUCUAUAAGUUUACCUCCCAAAUCCCAUCGGCUUCCAAUCGCGUGAUUUUUAUAGGAGAGAUUUUGGGAUGUUGGCAUUAUCAUUGUUGGAUCCCAGCAAAGGUUUUGAAAGUGAUGACCGGAGGGGGGGGGAGCGAAUAUACGUCAACUUCAGCAGACAUAAGAGGUUUAUAGAACAUUGGAAAAUUGACCCUAUCAAUCAAACUAAACCCAGACAAUAACUCGCAGAUAAAUGGGAAAAUCCUCUCAAAUUCCGUUGUUGCACGUGAGACCCGCGCGCCUCAAGCCGUUAGGCCUACCUAAAUAGACAUUAGCAAGAUAUCUUUUUUUAUAACUGCGCUAUAAAAGCAACCUUUUAAACUUAUUUCACCAGGAUAACUUUGCCAUGUGACACCCUCUUUCUGUACUUCGUUCUCAAGUCUGCGACCUAGUCUCCUUUCUAGGUCACACUUAUGACUCACUGUUUACUGACAUGUUAAUUUUAACUGAAUUCAAGCACCAUAUUUAUAACAACCAAUAGCGACCAUGUUCAAGGGCCCAUACAUUGAGGAUACCUAGCCAAUCUCUUUCAUCUCCUCCCCUCAA